Paramecium primaurelia is the source of this 3341-nucleotide messenger RNA. The record is from the annotation of a GenBank genome assembly. Lineage: Eukaryota; Ciliophora; Oligohymenophorea; Peniculida; Parameciidae.
AUGAAAUAUUCUGGAAAGGAUGACAAGUAUAUAUGUGAUUUUAUUAAUCUAAUAGUCAAGAGAAUUCAGAUGAUCAAUAGAAAACAAGUAUAUCUCAAUAUUAAGCAAAUAAAUUGAAACAACAAGCAAAGGAAAUGCAUGAUAUGUUGUUGUUGUUAAAAGAAAACUUUGAAGAUGAAGAAUGUGACAUAUACUAUAUUUUGAGCAAAAAGUAUAUAGAUGUAUUUUUAUUACUUAGUUGGUUUGAUUAAUGGAAAUAAUAUGUAUCAUAUGAUUAGGUUGUAAAUGAUUAACCACCUGGCAAUAAAUUUGGAUAAAUAAUUUUGCAAAAUUAUAAUAAUGAUUUGCUAGAAACACGCACUAAUGAAUGCUUCAAAUUUUAUCCCCUUAGCUCUAACCCUUGGAAUAUAUGGCUAAAACCUAAUUUAUAAGAAGACAAGGAUUAUAUUGUGAUUUCAUAAUAAAUUUAGAAUUAUCUUAAUUAACAUUACAGAGGCACUCAGAUUUUAAGAAAUUCAAUAGGAUAGGGUAAAAAUAAAAAAGUAGUUGUGAAUUUGUUUAAGGUAUAUAUAUCAUUUGAUUUUAUAAGUUCAAUGCAACACUGAUUAUACCUAAUACAAUUAUUUAAAUUAGUUAAGAUAAUCUAAUAUAAUUUGAAAAAGAAUAUUUAUAAGCAGAUGAAAGUUGUGUAAUGAAAGAUCUUUAUGCAAUAAUAUAAAAAACUGUACCUACUUUUAGGGGUAAUUACAAUAAUCAGAAUGGUGUUAGAAUAUGGAGAUACAAAAAUUAAAAUGAUCCAUUUAAGGCAUUAUUUGCAGAAAUCAAAAAAUAAGUUUAAGAUCUUGAUUUUAAUGAUGAUUAAGUAUUUGAUUUUUCAGGAGAUCCUAUUGAGAAUUCACAAGAUAUUACAUUAAAAUCAUUAAAUCUAACUGAUAAUGAUCUUGUUGUAAUUGAAGUAUUAUAUUAAUUAUAUAAAUAAGUUUUAACAAAGUUUUAAACCAUGGUGUAUUCGACAUCCUUCUGUUCCAGUAGAAGGUAAAUGUGAAGGUUGUGGUUCAAUUAGUGAACUUCCUUUUCCUUGUAUAUGCAAAAAAGUAGCAUAUUGUUCUGAAAGAUGUAAAGUAAAUGAUGAAAAAUUUCAUCUUCCAAAAUGUGAUCCUUGUGGUUCUGAUGAUGAAUAAGUAAAAUAGAUAACUAUUAAUGAUAAAUCUGUAAAAGGAGUAGCUGGAUUAGCUAAUUUAGGAAAUACAUGUUUUAUGAAUAGUGGUACUCAAUGUUUAUCAAAUACUUAUCAAUUGACAGAAUAUUUUAUUACAAAUAAAUAUUUUGAUGAAAUUAAUGAAGAUAAUCCUUUAGGUACAUAAGGAUAAUUAGUCAGAAAAUAUGCUUCACUUAUAAAAAAAUUAUGGUGUGGUGAUAAAAAUGUUGUAAUACCAACUAGUUUCAAAAAAGCAGUUGGAUAAUUUUAACCUAUGUUUAAAGGAUUUUAAUAACAUGAUUCUUCUGAAUUAAUUACUUUUUUAUUGGAUGGAUUACAUGAAGAUCUUAAUAGAGUAAAAAAGAAACCUUAUGUUGAAUCAAAAGAUAAUUAAGGAAAACCAGACUUUGAAGUAGCAAAGGAAAGUUGGGAGAAUCAUCUUGCUAGAAAUCAAUCAAUUAUUGUAGAUUUAAUGCAUGGAUAAUAUAAAUCAACUCUUAAAUGUCCUACUUGUUCUUAAAUAUCUAUUACUUUUGAUCCAUUUUUAACUUGUGGACUUAGUAUUCCAAAUAAAAAAUAAAAGUCUAUUUAAGUUAAAGUUAUUAAAUCAAUAGUUUAAAUUGAAACUAAAUAUUUAAAUUUUGAAGGAUCCAAAAAAACUAUGUCUUUACUUGAAUUUACAAAAGAAUAGAUUAUUCCUGAAUUUAAAAUUGAUCCAAAUUCAGAAUUACUAUUUUAUACAUCCUUCUCUAAUGAUAUUUAAGGUCUUAUAGAUCCAAAAUCAGAAAUUAAUUCAGUAAGAAAGAAUUCAAAGAGAGGAUAUCUUGUUGUGAAAAUCAUUAAUGAAGAAGAAAAAGAGAUACCUGCAGAGGAUAGGAUAUAUUUAAAUUAUUCAUAAAAAGCUUUAGAUGGAUUUGGAUAGUAAUAUAAAAGAACCAUUUUUUAAUAAUUCUAUGUAAUUAUUUCUAAAGAGUUUACUUUAAAAUAAAUACAUCUUGCCAUUUUUAAGGCUCUUCUUCCAAUAUUUUGUGAUGUAAUUUCAUAAAAUGAUAUAUCAACUCCUGAAUAAUUGAGAUAAUACUAUGAGUAGAAUAUUUAAGGAAAAGUAAUAUAUAUAUAUAUAUUUAUAGUAUUAUAAUAUUAAUUUCAGAUCUUAAAGUGCUUAUUGGUAAUAAUGUAGUUUUUGUAACUAAAAGAAUUGUUAAGAUUGUGAAGCAGAUUAUAAAGAUGAAACUUAUUAAUAGAUAAAAACAAAAGUGUUAGAGAAUGAUCAAAAUAAUAAGAUUGAACUUAUUAUAUUUUGGAUUUAGAGUCCAUUUUAACAUGUAAAGCCAGCUGACAUCUAUUAAUAUUAUCAAAAUUAAUAAUAUAAAAAAUAGAUGGAAGGUAAUAUUUAAUUUAUAAUAAUUAUAUAGAAGAAAGAAAUGCCACUAAUAAUGAUGAAAAUAAUGAUAACUAAAAGACAAAAUAAUAUGUUAUGAAAUCUUAGAAUUAUGCUAACAAUAAUUAAAUUCAAAAAGUUACACUAUAGGAAUGUUUGAUAUAAUCAGAAUAACCAGAAUAAUUAGCUGAAGAUAAUGCAUGGUAUUGUAAGGUUUGUAAGGAACAUGUCUAAGCAUAUAAAAGUAUGUAGAUUUAUAAGGUAUAUUAUAUUAUUAAAUAUAAUAAAGGCAUCUGAUAUUUUGAUAUUUACAUUAAAGCGAUUCAAAGCUUCAAGUGGAUUCUUCAAGUAAAAGUUAGAGACAUUUGUGGAAUUCCCUGUAAAAGGUUUAGAUUUAACAGAAUUCAUUUUGAAUAAGAAUAGACCUUUGGAUUAUGAGUGGGAAUUAAAACAAUAGUAAAAGAUAGAAGAGGAAUUACCAGAACAAAAUGAGAACGAUAAGAACGAUGAGAAACUCUUAUAUGAUUUAUUUGCAGUAUCAAAUCAUUUCGGAGGAAUGGGAGGAGGUCAUUAUACUGCUUUUGGAAAGAACCACGUACUUUAAGUGUUUAGUGUUAGUUGAAUGGAAAUUGGUACAGUUUUGAUGACGCUUAAGUGAGUGAAGUGGAUGAAGAUUAGAUUGUAACUAAGAGUGCAUAUGUGUUAUUUUACAAGCGUAGAUCAAAACAAUAAAAUACACAAGACUUCAAAACACAAGAUUGA